ACUAUGGAGUGGGGCAAUUACUCCAUGUACGCCGACUUCGUCCUCCUGGGCGUGUUCAGCAGUACGCGAUUUCUCUGGCUCUUCUUCACCCUCAUUCUCCUGCUCUUCGUGGUAUCCAUUGCCAGCAACGCUGUCAUGAUCCUCCUCAUCCACGUGGAUGCCGGCCUGCACACGCCCAUGUACUUCCUGCUCAGCCAGCUCUCCCUCAUGGACAUCCUGUACAUCUCCACCAUCGUGCCCAAAAUGCUGGCUGACCAGGCCACGGGCCAGAGGACCAUUUCCUUUGCAGGAUGCACUGCCCAGAACUUCCUCUACUUUACUUUAGCAGGGGCUGAAUCUUUCCUCCUGGGCCUUAUGUCCUACGACCGCUAUGUCGCCAUCUGCCACCCUCUGCGCUACCCGGUCCUCAUGAGCCGCAAGAUCUGCUUGUUGAUCGUGGCAGCAGCCUGGCUGGGAGGCUCUGCAGACGGCUUUCUGCUCACCCCAGUCAUCAUGCAGUUUCCUUUCUGUGCCUCUCGAGAAAUCAACCACUUCUUCUGCGAGGUUCCUGCCCUGCUGAAGCUCUCCUGUACGGACACCUCCAACUUCCAGACAGCCAUGUAUAUCUGCUGCAUUCUUAUGCUCCUCAUACCUUUCUCUGUCAUUUCAGCCUCCUACACGAGGAUUCUCAUCGCAGUUUGCAAGAUGAGUGAGGCAGGGGGGAGGCAAAAGGCCAUGGCCACCUGCUCCUCACACAUGGUGGUGGUCAGCCUCAUCUACGGGGCUGCCAUGUACACGUACGUGCUGCCUCCCUCCUACCACACCCCUGCGAAGGACAAAGUUGUGUCUGUCUUCUACACCAUCCUCACCCCCAUCCUCAACCCUCUCAUCUAUAGCCUCAGGAACAAGGAUGUCACAGGGGCCCUGAAGAAGGCCGUGAGGAGGCUUCUAUUCUCAGAGAAAGUAACUGCUUUCUGA
Messenger RNA from Tupaia belangeri chinensis (Chinese tree shrew), 957 nucleotides. Its product is annotated as olfactory receptor 2T27. NCBI's taxonomy places the organism in Eukaryota, Metazoa, Chordata, Mammalia, Scandentia, Tupaiidae. The record is from RefSeq and is a predicted model, not a curated record. Gene Ontology annotation, biological process: G protein-coupled receptor signaling pathway. The transcript has a single exon. Gene Ontology annotation, cellular component: membrane. Gene Ontology annotation, molecular function: G protein-coupled receptor activity; olfactory receptor activity. Bases 4 to 957 code for a protein of 317 amino acids.